Trichogramma pretiosum is the source of this 1230-nucleotide messenger RNA. RefSeq names its product tankyrase-1-like. The transcript has a single exon. Gene Ontology annotation, cellular component: ciliary inversin compartment. NCBI's taxonomy places the organism in Eukaryota, Metazoa, Arthropoda, Insecta, Hymenoptera, Trichogrammatidae. Gene Ontology annotation, biological process: protein localization to ciliary inversin compartment. The record is from RefSeq and is a predicted model, not a curated record. Bases 1 to 1230 code for a protein of 409 amino acids. Gene Ontology annotation, molecular function: protein binding.
AUGGCUUCCUCCGACUCUUUGAAAAAAUUGAAGGAUUUACGGAGCAAGUUCCUUUCGGAAUUCGCCCGAGGCGGAUCUGAUCUUACCACCUUUCUCGAUCGAUUGCAAGCGUUAAUCAGCGAUUGGAGAGGCGAAGUUCCAGACCUCCGAAGCGCGUUUCGUCCUGAAGAAAUCGAGCGUAUUCUCGCGGAAUCUGUCCUAAACGACCGGCGCGAUUCGAUCAUCCAUUUUGUGAUCGACAGCGGCUACGAGAACGAGCCGAGUGCCGCGGCACUCACCACAGCGCUGCAUCGAGCGGCCAGACAGGAUCGCGGUCACGACAUAAUCUCGGGUCUUUUUAAAGUUUACCGAAGAUCGAGCGUGAACUACGUCGACUUUUUUGGAUCGACGCAUUUUCACAUAGCCUGUAAGUACGGCUGUGUAGACAUGGUCGAGAAUUUACUCGAGCACGGACAAGUUGAUCACAAUCUCCUCGAGCGAAGGACGGAAGACUCGCCACUGCACUUGGCUCUGAAGAACACGAAGAGGGAGGUGGUCGAAUCGCUACUGAAACAUGGCGCUGAUCCAAACUUGGCCAACGAGAAAGGACUGACUCCUCUGCAUGUAAUAAUUUGCCGGAGAUUUUCCGAUGCUGAGUCCAUGGAGGCUUUUUUCAAGAUCACCGACCAAGUCGGUCGGACGCCGAUCCAGCUCGACGCUCGAGACAAAAUGGGCAACGUUUGGUUGCACUUGGCUUUACUUUACGGUAACAAGAAGGCGGUCGAACUGCUGUUGAGAAGAGGCGCCGAUCCGAACCUUAUCGACGAGCAAGGAUCGACUCCUCUACACGUCAUUUGUCGCGAAUCAGAUUCAACGUGGAGCAUUAUAGAUAUGAAAAAAUUGUACGAUGAAAAUACCGGAGAUCGUUGUUUUAACGAUGAUUACGAUAUGGCGAAGAUGUUGUUCGAGAUCAGCGACGAACUUGGUCAAACGGUGCAGGUGGACGCCCGGGACGACGACGGCGACACACCAUUGCACUUGGCCGUGAAAAUCGGCAACAAAAAGCUGGUCGAAUUGCUGACGAGCAGAGGCGCCGAUCUGACUGCAGCCAAUGCAGAGGGACUGACUCCCGUGCACCUUAUGUACAAAAAGUGCACCUUCAAUGGCACGGCGAGGACAUUUUUCAAGAUCGACAAAGAAGUCAUACAGCGGAUUCAUCGCGAUGCGCUGCAUGCAGACCAAUGCUUAUAA